Clonostachys byssicola is the source of this 2769-nucleotide messenger RNA. NCBI's taxonomy places the organism in Eukaryota, Fungi, Ascomycota, Sordariomycetes, Hypocreales, Bionectriaceae. The record is from the annotation of a GenBank genome assembly.
AUGUCCGAGGUCGCUUCACGGCCAUCCGCCUCGCGCGGUCGAGGCUCUGGUCGCGGUGGUAGAGGAGGUUUUGCCGGUCGCGGUGGUCGAAGAACAAACGGUGACAAGGCAGACGCUCAUGCCACGCAAGACUCAGCCAGUGCAUUCGACGAUGAGGGUGACAUCGGGGAGCUGCGGCGGCAAUACGGCGAUAAGACCUCAGUGAUCCGUGAGAUGUUCCCUGAUUGGUCUGAGGUCGACGUGCUUUUUGCCCUCCAAGAAACCAAUGGUGACCAGAACGAAGCCGUGACACGCAUUGCUGAAGGUAACAUUUCUCAGUGGGGUGAAGUCUCCAAGCCCAAGAAGCCUGUUCGAUCGAAGGCGAAGGACACUCCUGGCGCGUCCACCGAAUCGACAGUUGCGCCUCGAUCCUCUCGCGGAGGCCGCAGUGCUACUGAGGGUGGCCGUGGGAGAGGCAGGGCUACGGAUCGAGGAGGUCGCGGUGGUCGAGGCCGGUCCUCUCAGCCCACAACCAAUGGCCCCCGACACACCAAGGAGGGCCAACAGCUUUCCGUUCCUACUGAAGAGUCCACCGCUUUCCCCAAGGACGAAGCCACUAUCGAUGCCGCUGAGGACAAAAGCGAACCUUUGCUUGAGAAGGCUGCCGCUUCUGCUCCUGAAGCCACGAAACCAGUAGCUCCCCAGGCUAAGACCUGGGCCAGUAUGCUUCGACAGUCGACCGCCCCUAAGCCUGCCCCGAUACCAAAAGAGAUCCCUGCUCCCGCACCUCCUGCUGAACAACCAGCUGAACCCGAGCCGACUAUCGAACCUGCCGUCCCCGCCCCCGAACCCGAGCCUGUCGCAGCUGAAGAGGAAUCUACCCCCGUUGUGGAAACCAUCAGUGCUGCUACUGCUGCCAUCCCCCCCGCUGCUAUUAUUGAACCCGAAGUCGCCCUCUCCCCCUCCCAUGACGAACUCACAAAGACGAAUCUUGAACAGGUUGUUGAUGAAUCCAAUCCCCCCGCCACUCAAACGGCUGCGAGCACAACGGCUGAUUCUUGGGAUCCUCGACAGAAUCCUCCUAGCACCAGUGCUACACCACUCUCAGCUGCUCAGCAGCAACACCAGGUUCAACGACAGACAAGCGGUUACGCAACCUCCGCAAUCAAGGCGACUGCAGAGAGGGCUGUCCGCACACCUUCUUACCAGCGACGUGUUCUCGACCAGGAGGAAGCCGUCCGUCUACCUGGAAACCGUGAAGUCGACCGUGCUGCCGUCCAGUUUGGUGCAUUCAACCUGAGUGGAGGCGAUGAUGACGUCGACGGCGAGCGCGAGGAUCCUGAGACUCGUGCCCAACCUCCUGCUGACUCUCCCAUUUCGCACCCUCGAACCUCUCUCCCUCCCGUUUCCCAACCUGCCUCAGGUGUUGAACACAAGGCUAUACCUACUGGUCCCAGUGCUGCUGUGCCUCAAGCCCCUGCUGCACAGGUCGCUCCUACAGGCCCAGCCGCGACCCAGCCUCCUAACCAACAGUUCGGUCGAUAUGGACAGGCUGGCGCUCAGGAAACCCCUGGCGGGCCUCAAAAGCCGCUCGACCCUUUCCACCCUCAAAACACUCCCUCAUCUCAACCUCCAUUCGAUGCAUUCCCGGCGCAUGCCUCCCAGCAGCAGAGCCAGCAGCCAGGUGCUCCCUUCAGCUCUGCUCCUAGCGACUACUCCUCCUACUAUACCGCAAAUGAUCGAACUCCUUAUAAUUACUACGGGCAGUUUGGGCAGCAGGGUGCGCAAGGCCAAGAGGGUCAGCGACCCUUUGGCAGCUACAACCCCACACAGCAAGCCGAUAACUUGAGCCAAUACCCCCAGAGCGCCGCUGUCCAUAACCAGCCCAGAUUCGGUGCCGGUAGCAAUGACGCUCAGAACAGUGGACACUCGACACCCAACCCUACUUCGCAGGCUCAGCAAGCUCAACAGCAAGCCCAACAGCAGGCUCAGCAACAGCAGCCUCAACAGGGCGCCCCGGGUUCCCAGCCACAGUCGCACGGGCAACAGCAGGGAUUCCCCGGAUAUAAUCACCCAUACUACAGCAACCCAUACUAUAACCAGUACUAUGCCGGCUACGGACAGGGUGGUUUUGGACCGUAUGGCAAGGCAGGUAUGUAUGGCCAGCCAUACGGUGUGACCCCUAAUGCUCCUUUCGACCACACAAACUCUCCCGCUUCAUUCGCGCAGACUUCAGCUCACAGGGACUCGGCCCUUGGAUCUGGUCUUGGAGAUUACGGCCGCGGUGGCUCAGCUCAAACUGCUGGAGCACCUGGACUUGGUGGCAGCGGAUUUGGUAGUGUUCACGACAGCUUUGCUCGUGGCUCAUCUACAUUCCAGUCACAGGCACAGGGAUUCAGCAGCCAGACCCAGCAAGGGAAUGGAGCUGCCGGCGAUGACCUGAAGCCUUUCGGAGAAUCCAAGUCUGGUGCUGGGCCAUCUCCUUCUCUGGGCGGAGCUCGACCUGGAUCGGCGACUGCUAGUGCGUCGGGCAGUGCUCCCGCUGGACAGAGCGGACUCCCACCACCACCUACGUCCCAGAUGGGUGCAGGUGCAUAUGCUGGAUAUCCCAGCCACCUCCAGGGUCAUGGGCUUCACGGCGGUAGCGGAUACGGCAUGGGAGGUGCCGGAGCCGGAAACCAGCACGGAUCUACUCCCUACGCAAACUACGGCCAGGGAGGUUUUGGAAGCGGAGGCUACUACGGUGGCCAGCAGCAACAGCGUGGUGGCUGGGGCGGCAACUACCACUAA